AUGGCUACUCCAUUGUGGGUGUUGUUUUCGCUUAUGUUUUCGUUGGAUCCGGGCUCGAGGAAUGCUCCGAUUCCAAAUAACUGUGUUCCGGAGCAUUACGAUUUGGAGUACAGUUUUUCCGGCGGUUCUCGAGGAAUGGAUCAAGCCAGCGGAUUGGUUGCGAUACAUUUGAGCUGUUCGGAUAGCUCCAGUAGCGUUUCGCUACACUGGAAACGACUGUUGAUUAUUGAAGACCAGGCUUCGAUGCAGAUGAAAGAUGGUAAAAAUACCAGCAUUGGCAUAAAACGGUUCUUCUAUUGGCAGAACAGUGACACUGUUACAGUUCAUUUCGAAUCGACGAUUGAAAAAGGUAACAAAUAUAUUUUGACGAUUGCCUUCAUCAAGGCGCUGAAUACGGAACCAAUUGGAUUGUUUCGCAGUUAUCAUUAUGACCAUGAAGUGGAAGCGAUUAGCUGGAUGGUGAUGACUAGUUUCUACCCGAACCAUGCUCGAAGCGCCUUUCCUUGCUUCGAUGAGCCGCAUUUGAAGAGUACAUUUAGUUUGAAGCUGACUUUUGAUCAGCAGUACAGCGCCGUGAGUAACUUGAAGUCCCAACAGAAUGACAGCUUUGACGAGGAUGACCCUAACCGGACCAGCCAAAAGUUUACUUCUGAAAAGCCGAUGGCGCCAUUUGAAUUGGCUUUUUCGAUUAACGAGUUCAACGAAAUAGAAGAAUCUGAAAGAUCGAAUCCCACCAUCCAAGGACUCACCAGCGAUAGAUUUGCCGAACUUACUGACGGCAUCAGCUAUGCUUCGGACAUUUUGGAUUUCAUCGGAGACACGUUUGGUUUGGAGUAUCCAACAACAAACUUAUCUCUUCUCACAGUACCUUCGAUGUCCGAGGAAUAUUUCGGUGGACCGGGACUAGUUGGACUGCCGUUUGUCGUCUCUGCCAACUCAUCGGAAGAUCACGAUUAUUUAGUUCUACAGCUUUCCCGAAGUCUUUUACGUCAUUAUAUUCUGAGCAAAUUGAAGCCAACUACUUGGCGUGAGAUGUUCAUCGUUGAAGGGCUGUCCUGGUACUUCAGCACUCAGGUUCGGGACUACAUGUUUCCAGAUCGACCCACGGAGAAGCAAUACAUUCUAAAAGAACACAAUCCUUUCAACAAGAUAACCAAUCUCUCAGAGGAUCAAGAGGACCUCAACGCACUGAUAGCGACUUGGAGCUGCCGAUUGCGAAUGCCCGAAUGUGCCAUAGGAAUGACUAAAUUCCUAACCCAGGGUUCUCCAGAGCACAUGAAACGACCAUUUUUAUUCAAACAGUUAACUUUCGAAAACGACUUCCUGUGGAGCUUCAACGGUACAGCUGACCCGGAUGUAACAGGAAGAAUCCGAAAACAUAUUUCACUGGGCAAAACCGACUUCUACCCGUCCCUUUUGGAGGCCGUACCAGCCUUAGAAGAAUUUUUGCUGAUGCAAGACAACAGAGGGAUGAUUUUUGAAUUUGUUUUGGAAAAAGCUUUAACGAGCAGUUCACAAAACGAUCAACAUCAACUGCUGGACGAAUUGUUCCGAUCCAUGGAGGAAGCCGACAAGCGCGACAUUCUAAGGAAAGUGGCAGCACGAAUAGAGACAAAGCCAGACUUUGAGAUACUUUCGUCACUUGUUGAACACGCGAGAGAAACUUUUGUUGAUACUUCCAUUUUGGAUCAAAUCAUUCAAAUUGCCAAACGAAGUGUGGAUUGGAGGACUUUGAGGUACAAGGAAUUUCUGGCAGCUUUGAAAUCGGUGUGA
Messenger RNA from Uranotaenia lowii, 1773 nucleotides. RefSeq names its product glutamyl aminopeptidase-like. Gene Ontology annotation, biological process: peptide catabolic process; proteolysis. The transcript has 3 exons. The record is from RefSeq and is a predicted model, not a curated record. Gene Ontology annotation, cellular component: cytoplasm. Lineage: Eukaryota; Metazoa; Arthropoda; Insecta; Diptera; Culicidae. Gene Ontology annotation, molecular function: zinc ion binding; peptide binding; metalloaminopeptidase activity. The coding region runs from base 1 to 1773 and encodes 590 amino acids.